Molecule: messenger RNA, 3590 nt
Organism: Onychostoma macrolepis
Lineage: Eukaryota; Metazoa; Chordata; Actinopteri; Cypriniformes; Cyprinidae
Gene: fndc5b
Product: fibronectin type III domain containing 5b
Exons: 7
Coding region: 525-938 (137 amino acids)
Molecular function (GO): protein binding
Source: RefSeq, a predicted model, not a curated record
UCUGCGGCAAGUACGGAGUUUAGAUCCAGUGCUGUUCUGGACUGAUGCAGGAAUAAAGACGGCAACCAGUCGUGAAUGUUAAACACAUAGACGCCGACUUAUAAGUUAAAAAAUCUUGCGAGUAAAUGGGAUUCAACGUCUUCCGAACAGAAUGUAAAGAAUUCCUUGAAGGAUGUGGGGAAUUAAAGGCUCGUGUGCUGCGCUGUUAUUGUUGUUUUUGGCUUAUAUCUCCGUGUCCUCGGUUAAUGCCGAGAGGCAACAAAGCAUACGUCUUUAUACUGAGGCUCUGGCAGUGAUGCAGGACGGAGGAAUAUUAAUGAAGAGAGCAAGUGACAUUUCCUCACCAUUAUGAAAAGAACACAGUUUCAAACACAGAAGCAACAGAGGAAGCAGACAGUUUAUCUGCUCCGCUCAAUGUGACCAUCAAAGCACUGGAGGGGAACUCAGCGAUAGUUACAUGGGACAUUCUGGAGGGAGACCCAGUCAUUGGGUUCGCCAUCACCCAGCAGAAAAAGGACGUUCGUAUGCUGCGAUUCAUCCAGGAAGUGAACACCACCACUCGUUCAUGUGCAUUAUGGGACUUGGAGGAAGACACAGAGUACAUUGUCCAUGUGCAGUCCAUUAGCAUGAGCGGCACAAGCCCCCUUAGUGAACCUGUUUUGUUCCGCACUCCCAAAGAGUCAGAGAAACUGGCCUCCAAAAGUCCAGAUGAAGUGACCAUGGAGGAGGUUGGCCAGGCCGCCCAGCUCAGGGCUGGAGAGCUCAUUAUCAUUGUGGUGGUUCUCGUCAUGUGGGCAGGUGUGAUAGCUCUGUUCUGCCGCCAGUAUGACAUCAUCAAAGACAACGAGCCCAACAAUAACAAGGACAAAGCCAAGAACUCGUCAGAGUGCAGUACCCCAGAGCACCCUACGGGGGGACUACUGCGCAGCAAGGUCUAAUUACGCCUUCCCCUGUCGGCAAUAAUAGGCUUUAGCCUCAGGACAGUGCUCUGAGACAUAACAAGUAAGCCAUCAGAUCACAAAGUUGUGAAGUCCUCCUCUCAUCCUCAAUCAAACGACCUUUUAGUAUUCCCAUCGACCAACAUGAACUCUUUGGUGCUUGUCUGUUUGGCACACUGACACAAACUUGAGGACGAAAUGGACAAGAUGGUUCCAGAAAUGGGAGCUUGAGCCGUUUGAUGCGAGUUGUUGAAUUUCGAUCCACGGCUGCCUCAGCUGAAGGACUCAAACGCCGCUGUGAGCUGGAAAAUCAGAGACGCCGCGCCACCAGGAGUGUCUUCGGCUCCUGUGUAGACUCACAGAGAUAAGGAGAAACCUGCCACCCCGCAUAAACCCCAAAUAAACCAGGAAGGUGUGUUGUGAAAGAAGCAAGAGCAUUUUUCCGAGCUCACCGUCAUUAUCAGCUCCGAACCAGGAUCAGGUCUCUGACAGGGAUGACAUUACGAUACUUCACUAUCUCUCCAUACUCGUCGCUAUUUUGUGUAUUCGGUUCCUUCUUUCUCACUUGUAGUUUCGAUUUCUUUACUCCAUUAUUCUCCCUCCAGCAGCCAAUCAUGGACAGUCUGGCUAAUUUGAUGUGGUUUAAUUGGUGCGGUGGGAUCUUUCUUCUCAGCACUCUCGCUCUCAGGGCAUUCAGGAAAACGAUGGACCACAUCGGCCGCGUCGCAUUCACCUACCUGCGGCCCAAUCACAGCGAACUGCACAUCAGCCAUUGACGAUGAAGAGCUCCAUAUUAUAAUAGUGAUAGAAAACGUAUUUAACCGCUUGUGUGUCUCAAGUAAAUCAACAGCUUGCUGUCUCUAAUGAGCACAUUAAUGUACAGUGAUGGUUAUUUUGGUCCUCAUAUUACAAUCAUUAGUAUAUUGGUCACGAGUAUGGCUAUUAACCACUUUUAUGUGCCACUAUGAAAUAGAGUUGGGUGCCUUUUUUCUACAGGCUUUUCUUUUAGAUUUCUUUCCCUUUAAACAAUUCAGUCUUAAAGUCGACAUGAAAUCAAAGCGGACCCUAUUUACUUUCAUACUACACCUUCCAAGUCUUAUUGGGAGUGAUUGUUCUGAUUCUUCUUCCAGAGUUAAAAAUAAGCUUUUUUGCAAUCCAUUCAAUUCUUGAUUGAUAAUCCCAUCCUUUUUUUUUUUCUUACUGGUUCAGUAUCAUUUUUAAAGGUAGGGUAGGUGAUUUCAGAGAGGCUAGCAAUAGCAAGUUAGCUUUGAAAGCAUAAGAUCCCACCCUCCCUGCAAAUCACUCUCCAAAGCCACACCUCCUCCAAAAUACACGAACACAGACCAGAGGCUAAACAGCGACACGAUGAGGGAUGAAUGCAGUGCUGUCAGAUUAGCUCAUGUCUCAUUCAACGAUGAGAAAACAUUACAGCACAAAGCGCAUAAUAUUACUAUAACGCCUUCCAUUCUCGCUCGCUCUGCAGUAGCGUAAUGGACUGCACUGAUGACAAAUCAUGUCUGUGCAAACAGGGUGUGCAAAUACAUGCGUUGACAGGCAGGUAAGAUAGUCUAUCAUGCCCCGCAGACUGAGGGAUAUGAUUAGACUAACAUUUCAUGGUCCUACACCUUCCACAGACGAUACAAAUACAUAUAAAUACAUUUAGAUCACUUAACUUAAUGAUUGCUAUCGGCAUGUGAAGAGACUUUCAACCAGCAUAACAAAAAUGGUUUUGAAUGAAAUCACCUACCCUGCCUUUAACAUCUAAAUAUGUCACAUUUAUAUGUGUGUAUAUAUAUAUAUAUAUAUAUAUAUUAUUAUUAUUUUUUUUUUUUUUCUCCUCUGGUACAUGGCAGGUUGGAAAAAACAAGAUAUCAGCCACGAAUUGAGAAUUUGUUUCCACAUUUAAUUGAAUCAUGGUCACAUUUUUCCUAAAUUAAAACAAGUGCACAAAUGAGUAAAACGUGGGAAAUAAUUCUUAAUUAUUGGCCAUGAUAUCUGUUUUUUUUUUUUUUUUUCUCCAGCAUUUUAUAUAUGGGACUGCAUGAAUUGUACACACUUUUUUUGAUAGUCAUGGUUAUUUGUUAUUUUUCAAAUUUAUUAAUUAAUUUGAGCAAUUUUUAUAUAAAAUCACUUCUAAUUUCUGUUGACAAUUUAGUUGACAAAAAUAGCAAAAGUUAAACCAAAUAUUCAAACAUUUUAUAUAUGAUCAUCAGAUGAUUACUUCACCGAAUAGGAAGGGGUAAGUAUAUUAAACUGCUAGCAAAGCACUUCAGUUUACUUGUUUUCAUUCAGCUGAUCUGAAUUAGAUUUUUCUAAGAUUUGUGUUCCUCAAAAUAAUUGUUAGUUCAAUGGUAACAUUCUGUGAUGUUUUUUUUUUAAUAAUUUCCAGUCAUUUUUAGGUAAAAAAUUAUCCAUUCAACUAUCAUCAUGAUGCACAUUUUUCAUCUUUUUUUUUUUACCCACUAUUGUAGAGAAAAUUGUAAAAAAAAAGCUCUUUGUAAACAAACAUUUUGUCAGUAAUUUGGUUGACAAGAUCACAUUACAAAAAUAAAAAAGGUUGUGAGCACAUUUCAUGUCGACUUUAAAUUCCCUCUCAUUAAGAAGCAUAAUUUACAAGAAGUGUUCUUUUUGACAAUUCAAGUGAAAUGUACA